UCUCUGUCUUUUCCCAUGCGACGACCCCAGCAGCACAAGAAGAAGAUAGGACGACUCUGGUGCAGGCGUUUCUCCGAGCAGGGCUCUACCUUCCGGGUCUUAACCAGGGAAAUAAUCUACCUCACAUGCCCUUCUUAGCCGUCCAUAUAACUGUCCUGUAACAACAGCCGUCGGAAAUCCCACAUCCAUUAAUCGCGAUGCACCCAACGAACCAACCAUCUCUCUCGAAACAAGCCCACCCUUUCUCUUCUUCUCCCAUCUCGAGCCGUGAAACCGCUUGCCUUCUUCUCUUCCUUCCUUUUCUCUUCUUCUUAUUCGUUCCUACCUAAAACCCGACAUUUUAAAGUAUCGCCCGUUACGAUACGGCGCGAUACGGGCUGGUUUUUCGGUGGCGAGUGUUACACAGCUCUAUCUCAUGAAAAAACUAGCUCCUUCGAUCCUUUCUCUUCUAACGCAAGAUCUGCUCUUGAAAAUCCUCGAUCGAAUCGACAGCGACUUAGAUCGGAAGUCAUGGAGACUCGUCUGCAAGGAUUUCCACCGAGUCGACUCGCUCCACCGGAGAUCGAUCCGAGUCAUUCGUCCCGACUCGCUCUCUUCCCUCCUCCGCACGUACCGAUCUCUCGAGCUCCUCGAUCUCUCUAUCUGCCCCCGCAUCGACGACCGGUCCAUAUCUCUCGCCUUCUCCGCUUCCGGCCGGGCCCAGCGGCUUAGAUCGCUGGUCCUGUCCCGGGCCAGUGGCCUGAGAUCCGGCGGCCUGGCGCUGGCUGUACGGUCGUGCCCGUCCCUAGAGUCGAUUGACGUGUCGCACUGCUGCGUGCUCGGCGACCACGAGGCGGCCGCGAUAUCAUUGGCGGCGGGUUUGAGGGAUCUGAAGCUGGUGAAGUGCUUGGGCGUGACGGAUGUUGGGCUGGCGAAAAUCGCCGUCAGGUGCGGCGCGCUGCGGAGCUUGAAUUUGAAGUGGUGUUUGAAGAUUACGGAUCUUGGAAUUGAUCUCCUUUCGAAGAAAUGCAGGGAUUUGAAGGUUCUGGAUAUCUCCUACCUCAAGGUGACAAACCAUUCGCUCCGUUCGAUUGCUUCUCUGCCAAAGCUGGAGGCUUUAUCGAUGGUUGGAUGCUCGUUCUUCGACGAUGAUGGGUUGGAUUAUCUUGGCAAUGGGAGCCCUUCUCUCCAGAUUAUCAAUAUCUCAAGGUGUGACAAUGUCAGUUCAUGCGGAUUAAAUUCAGUGAUUAAAGGGCAUGAGGGUCUUCGGCAGAUCAAUGCUGGGAACUGUUUUCCUGAGCUCUCAAUGCCUUUCCUAUCGAAACUGAAGGACCUGAAGAGCUUGAAUUCAAUCAGGUUAGAUGGAUUCCGAGUUUCAACUUCGAUCUUGCAGAUCAUCGGUCUCAGCUGCAAGAGUUUGGUGGAAAUGGGGCUAAGCAAAUGCAGUGGUGUGACUGAUGAAGGCAUUACAGAGCUUGUAUCUAGCUGCAUGGAGCUAAGGACCCUUGAUCUCACGUGCUGCCAUCUGCUCACGGAUGAUGCUAUUUUGGCUGUAGCAAACUCUUGUAAGAAGCUUGCAUGCCUCAAGUUGGAGUCUUGUGCUCUGAUCACUGAAAAAGGCCUUGAUAAGCUUGGAUCUUGUUGUCCCUUUCUACAGGAGGUAGAUCUCACAGACUGUAGCAUAAAUGAUACAGGGUUGAAGUGUUUGAGUAAGUGUUCUGAACUGGUGGACUUGAAAUUAGGCCUUUGCCCAAACAUAUCUGACAAGGGACUCAUUCACAUUGGAUCUAACUGCAAAAAGCUUAAAGAACUCGAUCUGUACCGGUGUUCAGAAAUUGGCGAUGAUGGAUUAGCUGCCUUAGCAAGCGGAUGUAAGAAGCUGAGACGGCUGAACUUGUGUUACUGUUCUCAGAUCACUGACAGAGGUUUGAAAUAUCUAAGCAGCUUGGAAGAGCUUGCAGACCUCGAAUUGCGGCGUUUGGUAAAGAUUUCAAAUUUGGGGGUGGCUUUGAUCGCGAUCGGGUGCAAGAGUCUGGUGGAAUUAGAUUUGAAGCGGUGCUACUUGAUUAACGAUAUGGGCUUAUGGGUGCUAAUCCAGCAUGCAAGGAACCUGAGACAGCUAAACAUCUCUUACUGCCCGGUUUCUGAUGCGGGUCUGUACGCGCUGCUUGGGAACUUGGAGUGCCUAAUGGAUGUGAAACUGGUACACAUCACUCGAGCCUCACCACAGGGGUUCGAGCUUGCGUUGAGAGCUUGUUGCGAUCGGCUCAAGAAGGUUAAGUUGCCUGGUAGUCUGAAGCAUUUGCUGUCUCUGGAGCUGAUUCAGACCCUGCAAGCCAGGGGCUGUAGGAUAAGGUGGAUUGACAAGCCUUUGGUUUUGGUAUGAAUUUCAGAGUCUUCUUUCCAUUGAAGUCUAAAAACCAUUCUAGAGUUAAAGAGAUAGUUGUCUGUGAUGUUGCAGGAAUUAUAUGUUUCAUGGUCCUCAUAUUUGCACAAUAUACAUUAGUUUCCAAAUCUGGCAAGUGGGGUCCAUUGUUUGGUAAAUCAAGGCCAUUGCUCAGUUGUGCUGCCAUUUGGAUGUACCGUAACUCGAAAUUCUCCAUCUGCAGCUCAAAACAGACUAAUGGAUUGGAUUAUCAAAUUGUAGGACCCACUUGUUAGAAUUGAAAACCUGUGUAUGUUGUAGAAAGGUGUGGGCCACUUAAUAGUAUGAUUCCUCACAUCUGUUCAUAUGUUAUGAAAAGAGAGAGAGAGAGAUUGAGUGAGUGGACAACAUUUAAGAUGUGUGGAAUUGUAAUGCAUUGUUAUAUUUAUAGAGAUGCAUUUAAGCA
Molecule: messenger RNA, 2810 nt
Organism: Magnolia sinica
Lineage: Eukaryota; Viridiplantae; Streptophyta; Magnoliopsida; Magnoliales; Magnoliaceae
Product: F-box/LRR-repeat protein 3
Exons: 7
Coding region: 416-2365 (649 amino acids)
Biological process (GO): SCF-dependent proteasomal ubiquitin-dependent protein catabolic process
Cellular component (GO): SCF ubiquitin ligase complex
Molecular function (GO): protein binding
Source: RefSeq, a predicted model, not a curated record